Acanthosepion pharaonis is the source of this 726-nucleotide messenger RNA. The record is from the annotation of a GenBank genome assembly. NCBI's taxonomy places the organism in Eukaryota, Metazoa, Mollusca, Cephalopoda, Sepiida, Sepiidae.
AUGUGUACUGCCUUUCUUUCUUUUUCCCUUUACUCUUUCUGUCUCUCUUCUCUCUAUUUCUCUCUUCUUUUUUCUCAUUGUUCUCUAUCUCUUUCCCACUCUUUUUCCUUUAUUUCUUUCUUACCUCUAUCAUUUUACUCUCUCUUCUUUCUCUCUCACGCUUUUUGUCUCUUUCUCUCUUUUCUUCCUCUCUUACUAUUUUUGUCUCUUUCACCCUUCCUCCCUCUCUCUUUCUCACUCAUUUUCUUUCUUUCGAUUUUUUCUAACUUUUCUCUCUCAAUUUUCUCUAUCGCCUUCUCUUUUCUCUCUCUUCACUCUUCCGGCUUUCUCUCUCUCUCUCUCCCUCACUCUCUCCAUCCCCUCUCUCUUUCUCUCUCUCUCUCUCUCACCCUUCCUCUCUCUUUCUUAGCAAUUCUGUCCCCGCGUUUCCUUUAUACUGUCUCUGAUUCCCUUUGCUUUUUUCUUUAUCUGUUUAUUUCCCUCUUGGAUUAUUUCCUGUUACUUCCAACAAAUUCUUCCUUUCCUUUAAAUAUUCUUUCACCACAUCAUCGACAUUUCUCCUUCCAUUUCUGUCAAUUAAAUUCCAAAUCUAAAGGUGAAAGUGGCAUAAGAUCCAUGUCCCUUGUCUUCAUUACGUUCCUGAAUUCGAUCUUGAUUUUAACACUGAAUCAAUCACGCAUCUGUAAACACCUUUACAAAUUCCCUUUCAACCAAAUUAGGCGAUAG